Messenger RNA from Brassicogethes aeneus, 1005 nucleotides. NCBI's taxonomy places the organism in Eukaryota, Metazoa, Arthropoda, Insecta, Coleoptera, Nitidulidae. The record is from the annotation of a GenBank genome assembly.
AUGGAGGUAGAAUUUAAUCCGGCACCAGAUGAAAUACAAUUUGAUAACGAAAAGGAUAAAAUAAUCGAUUUUUUAUCGAGUAACAAUCAAAUUGUAUUUAAACAACAACAAAUAGGGGAAGCGGAUUUAAAUAAGGAACAAAAGACUGAAAUAGCUGUGGAAAUGUACGAAAAAAGUAAACUGGGAUUUCUCACCAAAUUCGGAAAAUAUCUGAAGGAAAACCAUUUGGAACACUUCAAACAAUUCUCUGAUGAUAAUGAGUGUAACUUGUUGCUAAAGCAGUUAAUGGAGGAGGAUAAGUUUAGAAGUAAAAAUGUUAAGAAUAGAAGAUAUGAAGCUUUAAAACAGUUAAUAAAGGAUGAUGAAUAUUUUACUGAUUUGGAAAUGAUGAAGAGAAAUCCCCUUCUAUAUGAGCAGUUAGUUGGGCAGUACAUGUCUUCAGAAGAAAUAUAUGAGAGGGAUAAAUAUAAGAUGGAUGAGCAGGCCACUUUUGUGAAGAUAUUAAUGGAAGGUAUUGAUAGAGACAAGGCAAUGGAAGUGAAGAAAGAGCAGGAAUAUGAUGAAUUGAAAGAAAAAAUGGAGGAUUGGGAUUACUCAGAUGAAGAAAUGUCUUCCGGAAGUCCUGAACCAUCAACAUCCGCAAGGUGGGGCGAAUUUGAUGAUGCAAAACCCGUCAUACGUAAAGCAAAAGUGAAGACGCCAAUGAUAACGCCUGAAGAAAGAAAGUUACUGAAAGAAGAAUUCAUAACUUCGAUGUACCAGAGUUUUCUCGAUGGUGAAGAUGAAGAUUUCGACUAUGAAACAAUCGAUAACAAUACCAGCUACGAUAACCUGGACCAAAUUGACCACGACAAAGAGGACGAGUAUUUCGAUUCCGAAGACCCAGAAACUGUGGACAUAAAAAAUGAAGAUCAAAGUUCUGAAGACGAGCUAGACAUUUAUAUGAGCGCGCUUAAUGAUCAUCCCGCUGUUAAUCAACUAACCACUAAAAUAAAGAAGUUAUAG